AUGGCCGAGUGGUCUAAGGCGCCAGACUCAAGUUCUGGUUCUCGUGAGAGAGCCUUGAAUCAUGGUUACUUUGGUAGCCAUGCUUAUGGUAUUGGGAUGCCAUAUUUGGGAGGUUCAUUAACUACUAACGCUCAUUCUCCUUUGGGUACAAGGAGUCCUUUGAGGCAAAAUGAUAGGUUAUCGCAUGCUCUUUCUAUGUUGAGAAGGGAAGCUGGAGAAAAUGGCGGCAUGAGAGAAGGCUAUAUGUUGCCAUCUUUGUUGGAAGAAUUUAAGAACAAGAAGACAUUACUUUUGGAGCUAUCAGAUAUUGUAGGUCAUGUUGUUGAGUUCAGUGCGGAUCAGUACGGCAGUCGUUUUAUCCAACAGAAACUUGAGACUGCCUCAGUUGAAGAAAAGAACAAAAUUUUCCCCGAGAUACUCCCUAAAGCUCAUUCUCUAAUGACUGAUGUGUUUGGGAACUAUGUCAUUCAGAAAUUCUUUGAGCAUGGUACAGAAAUUCAAAGAAAGCAACUUGCAAGUCAUCUUAAGGGCCAUGUUUUGCCUCUCAGUCUUCAAAUGUAUGGGUGUAGAGUAAUCCAGAAGGCGUUAGAAGUGGUUGAUGUUGCUCAAAAGACUGAAAUGGUACUAGAGCUUGAUGGACAUAUAAUGAAAUGUGUUCGUGAUCAGAAUGGAAACCAUGUAAUCCAGAAGUGUAUUGAAUGUGUUCCUCAGGAGAUGAUACAAUUCAUCAUUGAAUCUUUCUAUGGGCAUGUUCUAGCACUGUCUACCCAUCCAUAUGGAUGUCGGGUUAUACAGAGAGUGCUGGAGUACUGUAAUGAUCCAGAAACUCAAAGCAUUAUGAUGGAUGAGAUCAUGCAGUCUGUUUGCGAUUUGGCACAGGACCAAUAUGGGAAUUAUGUUAUCCAACAUGUUCUGAGGCAUGGGAAACCUGAAGAGCGUUCCGUCAUCAUUAGCAACCUUGCUGGACAGAUUGUUAAAAUGAGCCAACAGAAAUAUGCAUCUAAUGUCAUUGAGAAGUGCUUGGCUUAUGGCACUGCUGAGGAACGCCAACUCCUAAUAAGCGAGAUGCUUGGUUCGACAGAUGAAAAUGAACCUCUGCAGGCUAUGAUGAAAGACCAAUUUGGCAACUAUGUGGUACAAAAGGUUCUAGAGACAUGUGAUGAUCGAAAUCGUGAACACAUCCUUUCGCGCAUCAAGGUUCACUUGAAUCCCUUGAAGAAGUACACAUAUGGAAAGCAUAUAGUUGCCCGUGUUGAGAAGCUUAUUGCCACAGGAGAAAGGCACAUUGGAGUGUCGUCACGUUGAUCGUGAGAUCUCACGAGAAACUGCAGCGCGACUGUACAGAUAAUGAGGCUACUGCUCAACUCAUCUUUCUCAGUAUAAGAGAUGCUUCUGCGACCUGCUGAUGUAAAUAAAAGAUAGGCAUCUUAAAAUAAGAAUUUUCCAGAGCCUGUGUAUAUGUGCACUUGUAUUUAUUCAAGCAACAGAGAUAGAAACAUCAAUGCCCUAAAUGACGGUUAGGCUAGCAGAACCAGAGCCGAGGCGAUAUGUCUGGCCUUUAAAAUGAAUUAAUGCUAUAAGACUCCUGUAUAGUCGAUGUAGUAAUGCUGUCAGGGUGCUGUUCUAUCGCGAAGGUGCACGUGUUCCUUCGCCGACAAAUAUGUUGAUCAAAAGCCUUUGUAUUCGGCUUUGAAAUGUUUCCUGUGACAAAUUGCUGUUUUUAUGUAUGUCAGGGGUAACUAGAUUCA
This is a messenger RNA of Zingiber officinale, 1748 nucleotides long. RefSeq names its product pumilio homolog 4-like. Gene Ontology annotation, biological process: post-transcriptional regulation of gene expression. The coding region runs from base 1 to 1305 and encodes 434 amino acids. The transcript has 9 exons. NCBI's taxonomy places the organism in Eukaryota, Viridiplantae, Streptophyta, Magnoliopsida, Zingiberales, Zingiberaceae. The record is from RefSeq and is a predicted model, not a curated record. Gene Ontology annotation, molecular function: mRNA binding. Gene Ontology annotation, cellular component: cytoplasm.